Molecule: messenger RNA, 1274 nt
Organism: Tripterygium wilfordii
Lineage: Eukaryota; Viridiplantae; Streptophyta; Magnoliopsida; Celastrales; Celastraceae
Exons: 5
Coding region: 441-1100 (219 amino acids)
Source: RefSeq, a predicted model, not a curated record
AAUAAUGAAAAGUCGACUUAAACAUUGUUCCCUCUCUCUGUGAAACCCAAACCCAAAUCUCGUCGUUCCUGUAUCCCCUUCCCCUUUCAUUCCCUUUUCACACUCUGAUCUCCCCAUAUUCCCAUGCCAAGUGUCUACUUCUUCAACACAAACCUUGUUUGAAACUUCGAAUCGACACAAAUCCUGAAAGGCCAAAACCCUAGCUAGAAGCCGCAACGCAAGCCAGAACCCCUCUGUUCGACACAAUCACACAAAUCCUAUUCUAUUCGCAUGCCAGGAAUUUCUUCCGGGGGCUGUCUGUUUGUGCGAUUUUAGGUCUAGAUUGGCCUAUCUAUGCUUAUUGGGUUUGUGUUGGUUCCAAAAAGAGACGCCCUUUCUUUGCUCUUUUUACUGCUCAGGAAGAAAAUCAAGGAGGCUAGCCUAGAUCGGUGCAAAGGCAGAUGGGCAUGAUGCGUAGGGCACGAAGCAACCCAAGCAAAGCUAACUGGAUCCCUACGGAUGUCUGUGAUGAAGUUUGCCAUAUUUGGGAUGGACCAGAGUACAAGAAGAAAAGAGAACAAGGAAGGAAGAAUCGAGCAUCUAUGGAUGGCUUUUCUCAUACUGGUGGCUCUAUUCCCUGCUCAGAGUACCAUAAGAGAAUGAGGGUGAAACUUGGCCAGAACCCCAUCAAUACAGAGAAAAAUUUCAACAAGCUGAAGGAGGAGAUGCUGGCACAACAAUCAAUCUCCUCCAUUAGUGAGUCACCUCAUGAGCCCUUGGAUGAGAGUUCUUUAUUCAUUAAGGUGGUUGGUGGGUUGAGUAAGAAAGGUCGUGUCUAUGGGCUUGGAUCAGAAGCACGUUGUUUGCACAGUGCUUCAUUUUGCUCUAGUGGACAUUCGAAAAGAUUGUAUACUCAGGAGGAGUGCGAUCAAGAGUUAGAGGAGCGUGUGGCUCAGAUGAACUCAGAGUUACUGGAUGAGGUCAUUAACUUGCGACAACGGAUGCCAGGUCUGGAACACAUGGCUCGGAUGAACUCUAAGUUACAGGAUGAGGUCCGUGACUUGCGGCUGCGGAUGCAGGAUCAUGAGCGGAGGAUGGCGGAAUUCUUUUCCCAGAUGUAAUGUGUUCCCCCAUAAACAACCAUAAGGAUGAUCACGAGGAUGAUGGACACCCUUUUGAUGAGGAUUAGAUCGAGUGUUGUCUUUGUUGUACUGUAUUGUUUUUGAUAAAAGUAUUGAACCGCCUAUUUAUAGAAAUUAUUUUUAUUGCAUAUUAUUUCAUACACAUUUUGAUAA